GAUACAUUUUGCCACCCUCAUUAUUGCUUAUUCAAUAGUACUUUUUACUGUUAAUAUAAUUUAUGUAAAACUAUGUGUAAACAAACAAUGUACACUUACUGAUAAGUUAUGUUUUUGUUGAUUAGUUAGUAAGAAUAAUGGAUGGCUCAAUAAAAAUAUUUUUGAUUUUGAUUUUGAAAUAUUUUUAGAUGCCGGCCAAGUUAUACAAAUUGAAUGCAAGCCCACCAGCCCGCGCAGCUAUGAUGGCGUGCGAAAUUUUCAAAGUACCGGUGGAGAUGGUCAACGUAGAUUUUGUGAAGGGAGAGACUCUCACACCGGAGUAUUUGAAGAUGAACCCUCUCCACACAAUUCCCGUGUUUGCUGAUGGGGAUCUUGUAAUUCAUAAUAGCCACGCCAUAUUGAUCUACCUGGCAGAAGUAUAUGGCAAAGAUUCUUCUUUUUAUCCUAAAGAUGUCAAGCAACGAGCACUCAUCAACCAAAAAUUGUUCUUCGAUGAUGGUGUUUUGUUUGCGAAGUUGCGCAACAUUACGUACCCAGCAUUUGCGCUCGGUCAAAGAGGACUGACGGAGCAGCAGCUUAAGGAUUUGGAAGAAUGCUAUGAAUUCUUGGAAGAAAUAUUGUCCCGACAGAAGUAUAUAGCUUUGGACCACAUAACUAUUGCCGAUGUGGCCGCUUACGCGACAGUUUUUGUGUUAGAUUACAUACUUCCUUUAAACGCUAAGUACUCCAAACUAUCAGCUUGGCUAAAAGAAAUGGAUAAACAACCUUACGCUGUUAAACAUAAGGCAGAGGGUCUAAACAUGCUUGCUACUUAUAUUAAUUCUCCUGUUAAUUCCAAGUAAUACGCAUCCUUAACAACGAAUGCUAACUAAUUACAUGACAGAACUAAUAAAACAUUUUACUUUUU
Molecule: messenger RNA, 907 nt
Organism: Ostrinia furnacalis (Asian corn borer)
Lineage: Eukaryota; Metazoa; Arthropoda; Insecta; Lepidoptera; Crambidae
Product: glutathione S-transferase 1-like
Exons: 5
Coding region: 189-842 (217 amino acids)
Biological process (GO): glutathione metabolic process
Molecular function (GO): glutathione transferase activity
Source: RefSeq, a predicted model, not a curated record